Ichthyophthirius multifiliis is the source of this 1047-nucleotide messenger RNA. RefSeq lists its product as hypothetical. Gene Ontology annotation, cellular component: cytosol; perinuclear region of cytoplasm; nucleus. The transcript is spliced from 3 exons. The record is from RefSeq and is a predicted model, not a curated record. Gene Ontology annotation, molecular function: GTPase activator activity; small GTPase binding. NCBI's taxonomy places the organism in Eukaryota, Ciliophora, Oligohymenophorea, Hymenostomatida. Gene Ontology annotation, biological process: activation of GTPase activity; nucleocytoplasmic transport.
AUGUCCAAAAAAGGAGGAAAAGAUAAAAAGAAAAAAAAGCCCGAAGAAGAGGAUGAAUCCACAGUAAAUCUUCCCCGAAUAUAUCGUCGUAAAUGCGAAUCUUUAGGAGUGUCAUAAAACCGUUUUUUCCGUGAAAAGGUAGAAUAAGCUAUAGACGAUUAAGAUCAUUUAAAAAAAGUAAAACUACAAUAAAUUAAAAAAUAAUUUAAAUAUAAAAAAACACAGUUACAUACACUAGAACCUUUAUCAUCUUUAGAUGUUCGCGCAAUAAUGGAAUCUUUAAUAGAUUUAAAAUAUAAACAUAUACAAAGUCUUAAAUUAGUAAAAGCAGAAUGCCAAGAUGAGGCUGUUUAAUACAUUUGUAAUUAUAUGGAAAAAGGAAGAGGUGUUAAAUUUUUAAAUUUACCGCAUAAUUUGAUUGGGUAUUAGGGUUGUGAAUAUUUAGGAAAAUCAGUGGGAAAUACCGAAUUUGUUUAAAUUUAAAAAUUAAAACUGGAUUUUAAUAAUAUAGGAACUAAAGGUUUAGGUCUUCUUGCAAAAGGACUUUCCAUGAAUCCUUAUAUAAUGAGACUUUCUUUAAAUUACUGUAAUAUAGAUUCGUAUGGUGUAAAAUAUUUGUAAUAGAUUUUGGCUUAUGUGGAAAGCUAAUUAUGGAGUUUAAAAUUAAGAGGAAAUUUUUUAAGAAACGAAGGAAUUUAUCAACUUUUUAGAUCUUUGGAAUACAAUCAGGCCCUUUAAAAAUUAAUAGUGGCAAACAAUCAGUUUGGAGAAAGCGAAGAAAUUCCAGUCAUUGAAAAAAUUUGCGAAGUAAUGAUGAAAAAUAACUCUUUAUAAAUUUAUGAUUUAGACUAAAACGGGAUAUACGACGAGGGUGCUAAAAAACUACUCGAAUGCACUAAAAUGUACAAAAUUAUUAAAAGAGUUCCUUUAUAAGAUCAUAUUUCUUAUGAGAUUAAAGCAGAAUUUAAAAAAGUUACUAAAAAAAGAAAGUUUAAAUUAAAGAAAAAAAAGAAGAAGAAAAAAGGAAAAAAGAAGAAAAAAAAAUGA